GAUUCAUUUAGUCUGUUUGUAAACACAAGUAGCUUACAGCGCUCACUAUCUAUGAACCAUAAAACCAAUUCCUUCGUUUUGCACCGGGGCAUUGUGGGUAUUGAAGUUUGGUGGUGUCACGUUUUAGAUCCAGCAUGGCAGGGAAACAGAAAAGAAAAUUAGAAGACCUCAGUGUGGAUGAGUUCCUGCUGUCAGGUUUUGACUCUGCAGGUGAAGGUGACUCUGAAGAAGAAACUCCCAAACAGAAUGGACUCAAGAAAAAGAACAAGAAGAAGGAUGUGAGCUCAGCUGCAGCUCCUAAGAUAGAUGAUAAAAAGAAAGGAAAGGCCUCUGAGCACAAGGAGCAGCUGUCCAGGUUAAAGAAUAAAGACCCAGACUUCUACAAGUUUCUUCAAGAGAACGACCAAACGCUCCUAAACUUCGAUGACACAGACAGCUCUGAUAAUGAGGAUGAGGGGAUGUACCACAAAUUGCCAUCCACGCUGGAGGAGGCCAGCUCUGGUGAGGACGAUGAAGAAGGCGAGGAGGGUCAGAAAGGUUCGAAGAAAUCUAAGAAAUCAGCGGACACCAUUAAAGUCACUGACAAGAUGAUUGAGGACUGGAAAGCUGCAAUGAAGAAGGAGCCCUCUCCUCGUCUCUUUAGAGAAGUCACCCAGGCCUUUAAGGCCGCUGUAGCUACAACUAAGGGUGAAGGAGGGGGUCAGUGCCGAUACAAAGUGGCUGACAGUUCAGUGUUCAAUGCCUUGGUCCUGUUCUGUAUCAGAGAUAUUUAUGUGGCCCUGCAGAGGAUGCUCAGCCUAAAGCCAGAUAAAGACCAGAAAAAGUUAGUGCUCCCAUCGUCUAGUCCAAAGUGGCAGAAGAAUCAGAUUGACAUCAAGAUGUAUCUCAGUGGAGUGGUUCAGCUGUUAUCCUGUCUAACAGAGGCUACAGUCAUCAGUGCUGUCCUGCGGCACACCAACCAGCUCGUACCUUAUUACCUUUGUCUACCUAAACAGUGUCGGCACCUAGUUAAGCAACUGAUGAAGCAGUGGAGCACUGGGGAAGAAACAAAUCGGGUCCUCGCCUUUCUGGCCCUCAACAAAAUCUGCAGACACAAGCAGGAAACAUAUCUUAACCCUAUUCUCAAGCAAAUGUACAUAUCCUACGUACAAAACUGCAAGUUCACAUCUCCCAAUGCUCUGCCCAUGAUCAACUUCAUGCAGCGGACUCUAACAGAGAUGUACUCCCUGGACACACAGGCCACUUACCAGCAUGCCUUCAUCUACAUCCGACAGCUGGCCAUCCACCUCAGAAACGCCAUGACCAUGAAGAAAAAGGAAACAUAUCAGUCAGUGUAUAACUGGCAGUAUAUCCACUGUCUGUACCUCUGGUGUCGCGUCCUCAGCACCUUGCACCCCAGUGAUGUUCUCCAGCCUCUCAUCUAUCCACUCUGCCAGGUCAUAAUUGGCACCAUCAAACUGGUGCCCACAUCAAGAUAUUAUCCUCUGAGGAUGCACUGUUGCAGAGCCCUCACCCUGCUGUCAAGCAGCACCAACACGUUUGUACCUGUGCUGCCUUUCCUCUUGGAGAUCUUCCAACAGGUGGACUUCAACAAGAAGCCAGGGCGAAUGAGCAAGAAACCCAUCAACUUUGCAGUCAUCCUGAAGCUUAACAAAGUCAACCUGAUGGAGAAAGCCUACAAGGACGGGCUGAUUGACCAGCUGUAUGACCUGAUACUGGAAUACUUCCACACUCAAGCCAGCACCAUUGGAUUCCCAGAGCUCGCCCUGCCCACUGUCAUUCAGCUGAAAGCGUUCCUGAAGGAAUGCAAAGUGGCCAAUUACUGCAAGCCGGUGCGCCAGCUGCUGGAGAAGGUACAGGAGAACAGCAGCCACAUCACAGGACGGAGACAGAAGGCCGCCUUCGGAGUGGCCGAUGCCACCGCUGUGGCGGCCUGGGAGAAGCAGAUCCAGGAGGAGGGGACUCCUCUCAGCAGGUAUUACAGCCAGUGGAAGAAGCUGAGGGAGAAGGAGAUCCAGCUGGAGAUCUCUGGCAAAGAAAGGAUGGAGGAUCUGGACCUCCCUGAGAUCAAACGUAAGAAGAUUCAGGAGAAGAAAGUAGAGGACAAGAAGGAGUUCAAGGAUCUGUUUCAGUCUGACAGCGAAUCAGAUGACGAGGAUGGAGGGUUCAAAAUCAAACGUAAAAAGGGCAGACGUGGGUCAGAUGAUGAUGAUGAUGAUGAUGAUGAUGAUGAUGAUGAUCUUGAGGACCUGUCUGACAUGAGCGAUGACGAGGGGAUGGAGGGGGGAGACUCAGAUGAUGACGAGGAUGGUGAUGAGGAUGAUGAAGGGGAUGAAAAGGCAUCCAAGGCUCCUCAGCCGCUGUCCUCCUCUGCUCUGAUAAAGCUGGCAGAGGGAGAUGAGGAUGUGGUGGAGGACCUGGAGCUGUCUGAUGAUGACUGAGGUUCAUGGAUGCACAAAAAUUGAGUUCACCUGAGAGACUUUUUUUUUUUUUCUCCACCUCAACAUCCGUCUAUACUUAGAGUAUUUUUGGACUUUUUGCAAUAUUCUUUGCUUUUGAAUUUUGUAUUGCUUCACCUGUACAGUCCAAAUGUGUUCAUGAUAUAAUUUUAUUAAGCAUUGAAAUUGUUAAAAAAAAAAAAAAACCUCCAGACUCCU
Molecule: messenger RNA, 2657 nt
Organism: Lates calcarifer (barramundi perch)
Lineage: Eukaryota; Metazoa; Chordata; Actinopteri; Centropomidae
Gene: noc2l
Product: NOC2-like nucleolar associated transcriptional repressor
Biological process (GO): negative regulation of transcription by RNA polymerase II; ribosomal large subunit biogenesis
Cellular component (GO): nucleolus; Noc2p-Noc3p complex; Noc1p-Noc2p complex
Molecular function (GO): histone binding; transcription corepressor activity
Source: RefSeq, a predicted model, not a curated record